Messenger RNA from Aspergillus ibericus CBS 121593, 1611 nucleotides. RefSeq names its product alpha/beta hydrolase. Gene Ontology annotation, biological process: mycolate cell wall layer assembly. Gene Ontology annotation, molecular function: acyltransferase activity, transferring groups other than amino-acyl groups. Lineage: Eukaryota; Fungi; Ascomycota; Eurotiomycetes; Eurotiales; Aspergillaceae. The coding region runs from base 168 to 1508 and encodes 446 amino acids. The record is from RefSeq and is a predicted model, not a curated record. The transcript has a single exon.
GCCCAUUUCCCUUAAAAGCAAACGACAAUGCCUCGAGCCGAGCAGAACCGGUGGCAAUUGAACACGGCACGCCUAGCCGAUAUAGGCACCAUGAACAGUAUCCCCCCUGAUAUAAAGCCAGACAACUGGACUGGUACCUCACCACAUCAACCUAAGCACUUACCACCAUGAGGUCCCUCCUUGCUCUACUUGCUCUCUUGGCUCCUCUCGCCCUUGGGGCCGUGACAAUCACACGAACCUCGCAACCCCCCACAGGCUACGAAGUGACCAUCACGUACCAGAACGCCAGUGCCUCCAACGUCACCAUCUCAAGUCUCCCACACCUCACCGAUCAAUACUCCACUUCCGUUUGGGCCUGGUCCGAGUUCGAUCUCAAUGAAUACAAACCCGGCGAUUUUCCCAGUAACCCCCAAGCCGGCACCUACUAUUCCAUGAGCCAGACCAGCCCCGGGAACUUCACCUGGACGCGGCCCUUCCCCGGUGGCACAUAUCAAUACUCAUUCCUCCUCAACUGCGCCAACGCCAGCCUCUGCAACACCACCACCGGCCAGGAGAUCACUGACCCGACCAACCCCCCCUUUGAAGUGGUGUCCGGCUCCGAACUAGUGUCCACCUUCCAGGUUCCCUUUGACCCGGAGUUCCAGCACUACCCCGACCUCCCCCUCAACCAGGACUAUGCCCUCCCAUAUGGCAACGCCGCCAGCAAAGGCUCCAUCUCUAUCGGCCUCUAUCACUCUCCCGGAUCCAUCAGCCCUUCCCCGGACAUCCACGACUACGUUAUCUACCUUCCCCCCGGCUACAACACCAGCAACAUCACAGCCUACCCCCUCCUCUACCUCUCCCACGGCGGCAACGGCGCCUCAGCCGACUGGCAAAACCAGGGGUAUAUCUCGAACCUAAUGGACCGCCUCAUCGGCACCGGUGCACUCGAACCCACCGUCGUCGUAAUGCCAACGUGGUACGGUAUCCUCCCCAACACCACGAACCCCCAAGCCCUCGAACAGCGCAACUACCCAGACCCUCAAACCAUCGCCUCCCUCUACAGCACCUACCUCUUCCCCCACAUCUCCACCCACUACCGCGUCAGCAAUUCCUCCUCCCGUCGCGCCUUCGCAGGCCUCUCCCAGGGCUCUUUCGUCACCUACACCUUCUACACCAACUAUACCUCCUAUUUCGGCUACUUCGGCUUUCUCUCCGGCGGACCAGCGACGAAUGACGAGAAUGAGGCCCCGCCGUUGACUGGCUACGUUAACGCGUCGAUGUUAGCCCAGAACCCAGACCUAGGGACUCGAGGGCUGUUUCUUUCAUACGGACAGUAUGAUAUCCUCUUCCAGGACGCGAAGCGGUUCCAGGAGGCAUUGGAUGAUCUGGGCAUCCGCUACGUGUCGCGGUUUGUGCCGUUUGGGUUCCAUUUCUGGAAUACCUGGCAGGAUGCGAUCUGGCAUCUGGGGAGAGCGGCGCUGUGGAAGCCGUUGCCGUUCUCGGGGGCGACGGGGCAUGGAUUGUAGUGACAUUUCCAUGAGAUUCCUCAGCGCGAUCUAUAUAUCUAAGCAGAUACAAUGAAAUGUAGCGAGCAAACAGGCUCUGUAGGCUCAAUAAACUGUGUCUGUG